Molecule: messenger RNA, 3548 nt
Organism: Ctenopharyngodon idella (grass carp)
Lineage: Eukaryota; Metazoa; Chordata; Actinopteri; Cypriniformes; Xenocyprididae
Gene: pcare1
Product: photoreceptor cilium actin regulator 1
Exons: 2
Coding region: 1-3453 (1150 amino acids)
Source: RefSeq, a predicted model, not a curated record
AUGGGCUGCUCUCCAUCACGGGGGAACAGUCUCCAUGGAGUACAGGGUACAUUCAGAAGAGGGAGAACUCUACUUCCAGGGACUCAGGAGAGCCCAGGAGAAUCACAGUCUGAUGAUGGGAGCAGUGGAGGAUCUUACAGAGGGGACACAGAUAGAAACAAAUCAACGGUUCAAAACAACACAAGUUCCACGUCAUUAGGGAAAAAAUUCUCUUCGGCUGAGCCUGCAACUGACGGGGCUGCUUCUGCCAAACUGGGUACACAAGAGAUUAGUAUCAAUAUAUUAUCUCAAGGGAAGGAAAGACAAGAAGAAAAACGAGAGGCUAAUGAGAAAAAGGGUGCAAAGAAGUCAAAGAAAGUUUCUAAAGGUGUAAAACUAAACAAGAAGAAAGAAAAGGAAAGAAAAAAUGAAGAAAAAGUAGACUUUCCAGAGGCACUUGUGAAGGCUCAUCAAGCAGCAUAUGCAUAUCUCAACCCAAGCAUCACUAAAUAUGAAGAUCUGUUAGGGUUACUAGAUCAUGCAGCCCAAACUCAAAUUUCCUUGCAACCCAUGGUGGCAUUCAUGGUAUUACGUUAUGAGGAAAUAAAUAAAGGGUUGCAGGAAAUCGUGGAAGAGGGGGAGAUGAUGUUCAAAGGAAAUGGAGAACAUCUGGCUUGGCCUUGCGAAAAAAAGAAUUUCUCCUCACCCAACUCAGCAAAAAAUUUGACUUCUUCCACCUGUAGUGAGCCCCCACCAGACCUGCUACAACAGCUCCUUCAGUAUACCGUACAGAAGAUGCGUCAAGUGGGUCAGUCAGUGUGUGGAAUUGGGGAUACCGCUCUUGAGGAGGCAGUGGAUUACUUUUCCUCCAUUACUGAAAUUCUGGAUGAGAAACUCAGGACAAAACGGGCUUCAGAGUCUAGAUUAAUGCGGUUGCUUUCACGGAUUGAGGCUGCAUCACAGAAAAAACCUGGCCCAGAAGACUCUGCGCUUUUUAGUGAAGAUAGUGGACUUGGGGCAGAAAGUGAAUCCCUGGCAGGUUCAGACAGACAACGCCAACGCAGAGAAAGUUGUGAGUCAACUGGAACCAUUCGUGCUACAUCAAGUAGCCCUUGUGGUUUUACACCAGUACACCAAGGCUCAUACAGAGGCAGACUUCUCAAAACAAUGAGCAAAAGCAGCUCUCUUAACUCUAUAGACUCAACUUGCACUCUUACAGCAAAAGAACAGAGGGAUACAGAAUCACUACUUGGUUCUAUAUCCUUGGAUGAAGGUGAAGGGGACAAUGUGGAGAAUGGUAGUGAAGAAGAAAAUUGCAAGGAUAAAAGAAGGAAACAAUCAGAUUCUUCUCUUCCAGACUUUAGUCAACCACGUCGUUUGCCAACAAAGCGAAUAGAGAAUCCACAAAACAUUGAAAUGACAUUAAAGCUGAAAGAUGCCAUUAGUGGCCGGAUUCGUUUUUUGCCAUCCCAAGGCUCUGGAAUAAAGGAAAAACAGACAGACAGCCCAAAGAGCAGCAGUCACCAGUGGACUGAGGAUGGUGACAAAAGUUCUAAAAGACCCCAAACAGCUUCCUCUAAAACUUCCAAGAAAAAGACCACAGUUACAAAACGGUCGAGAUCAGCAGACUCUCUGCGCAAUAAAGCAGAAGAUCCUACACUGACUGAACUUGAGAGAACUCAAAAGGAACUCAACCAAAGGCUGGAGAAGAUGACCAAGGUUAAGUGUGAAGGAAAUACAAAGCAAGGCUCAUCUAAGAAAAUCCAGCAACCGCAAACCAUUUCAUCAGUUGCCUUUGACAGGCAGCGUUCUUUAAAUAGGAACAUUUUUUCUCCAAGUAAUCAAAGAAAGUCAUGCAGUGCAAAAGUAGAGCAAGGAAGUGUAAAGGAUGAGAUGGAAGAAAAAAAGAAAAAGGACAAAGAAAAGAGAAAGGAAAAAGACCUGAAAGCUCCACCUGUUAUAGGGCCUGUUAAGGUAAUACCUGUGCCAAGUCCUCCACCGUCACCUCGCCAAUCUUCAGGAUUGAAUAGGGAAAGGAAUUCUGUUAAAAAACUGAUUGACACCUUUAGUCAGGGGUUGGAGGAAAGUAGACAGAUCCCAGACAGUGCAAAAAUGCUUGGUGUAAGAAAGUGUGGUGUUCCCAUCAUUCCAGGUUUAAGUCCCACUGGCACAUUAGCAUUCAAUGAAAAUAGUAUACUCAGUGGUCGAGGGGAGUCACGAUGUUCUGAAAGGACAGAGGAUCUUGACAUUGACAAUCUACCACCCCCUCCACUUGAGGUACUCAUGGACAAUUCCUUUGAAAAUGUACAGGCAAAGGACACAAGAGAAAAUGUAACAAACAGGGGACGAUCCACCCUACCAAAAAGGUCUGCAAUGUCUCAUAGGUUACGAGCCUCUCUGCACUCUGUCACAGUGCUACCCAGUAGGGGGAAUUUGUGUAAGGGCUCUGUUAGCAUGUCGCCAGUUCGUUCCACGCACCAGGAAACCAGAGGAGUUCUGAAGGGUGGUCACCAUGAUUCCAGCCAUGAAACAGACACGGAAAGCGAGGAGGCUGCCUCCCUCUACAAACAAGCAAGAAAGAUAAUCCACUUAAGGCAUUCUUCUGAAUCACUGACAGAGAAACUUACAGCUGAGCAGGGCCACAGGCAGAUUUCCUCCUGCCAAGGUGAUGUAGAGGUUUCACAAAAGGAGAACAGUAACAAUGAAACACAAGUGCCAAACAGUGCCUGCAGGAGCCAACACCCUUCCACUCCACCUGUAUCCAGAUUUCGCAUGUUACCAUCCACACCUCUGUUACAUCGGAGGCUCCCUAGUCCUCCAGUUUUGAAAAGUCAACCCUCUUCUUCAACUUCAUCGAGUCCUCCUGUAGUUCGCAAACUCCCCACCCCACCUUCCGCUGGCCAACGAACACUUCCAAGCACCCCUGCAACGCGACAAGACCACACCCCCAUCACGAUGACAGGGGUAACCUACCCCUUUAAGGCACCAUCACCUCCUGCUUCCCCAAAAGUGCAGCGAUGGUCCAGAGAAAACAGUACUGAGGACAUUUCCAGAGUAUUUAGUAACGCUCGAUCAGUGUUUUGCCCAGUUUCAUCAUCAUUAUUUGAGGCUCAACCUGUUCCUACACCUAAGCCCCCUCAGGCAUGGGCCUCCACUGGUAGCAGUGUUCUGCCUCGUCCAUGGGGUGAGCGUGGUCGGCUGCCAGUGUCUGCACGAGGGCCUCAGCCAUUCAUCCGGCGCAGUCAGUCAGACAGGAGGCCCAGUCUAAGCCUGCCACCCAGGAUUCCAGUCAUCUCUGUAGCAGAGACCUGUGGGAGUGAACCAGCAAUUAGCACCCAUGGACUGGAAGAUGGUCUAGUCGGAGGAGACAAGCCAUGGAGGGAGCAAACAGAAAUCAGAGGGGCAAUUCGGUCUGUCUCACAUCCAGACUUGUGCAUUGUGGGCCAGGGUUUACAGAGGGAAUGGGGGAAAUGAGGAAGGAGCAAGUGGGAUUAUGGAUUAGCAAACCUUGGAUGGGAUUAAAUCCUUUUUUUUCCUGCUGGGAAAUGAAAAUAGCUAUUUCUGAGAAG